Messenger RNA from Purpureocillium lilacinum, 738 nucleotides. RefSeq lists its product as uncharacterized. Lineage: Eukaryota; Fungi; Ascomycota; Sordariomycetes; Hypocreales; Ophiocordycipitaceae. Gene Ontology annotation, cellular component: cytoplasm. Gene Ontology annotation, molecular function: glutathione binding; glutathione transferase activity. Gene Ontology annotation, biological process: glutathione metabolic process. The record is from RefSeq and is a predicted model, not a curated record.
AUGUCGAGGAUCAUCACAAACAGCCCGAGAUUCGCGUCGCAGCUGCUGCACCGCCCCAAGAUGCCGGCCUUUACUCUGUAUGGCGCCCGCGGGUCGACCAACACGGACCGCGUCCGCCUGACGCUCGCCGAAGGUGGUUUCACGGACUACGAGCUUGUGGUUCUCAAUCUGGGAAAGGGUGAGCAAAAGUCCGAGGACAACAUGAAGCGUCACCCGUGGGGCAAAAUUCCCGUCGUCACUUUCCCCGACGGCUUCACGCUCUACGAGAGCCGCGCAAUCUGCAAGUACCUGACGAAGAAGUACUCGUUCCCGCUGUUGCCCGCCGAGUCUGACGCCGAAGCCACGGCGCUGUUCGACCAGGCUCAGUCGGAGGAAAUCCUCUACUUCGCCGACCCUGCAGGCAAAAUCGCUUUCGAGAAGUUUGCCAAGAAGUUCAUCGGGCUGCCUGUCGAUGAGGCUGUCGUCUCCAGUGCGCUGAAGUCCGUCGAGACAUACUUCGACGUGGCGGAACGUCUCUUGCAACACAAGGAAUACAUGGCUGGGAACGACUUCACUCUCGCUGACAUCUACUACAUCCCGCUCGUCCAAAGGCUUUUUGCAUGUGGGUACGGAGACGUCGUUCUCAGUCGCCCAGCCGUGAGCGCUUGGUGGGACCGCAUCACGACUCGGCCAGCGAUACAGAAGCUGCUGGCCGCCGACAGGGAAGCCAUGGCUGCGGCCGCUGCUGCGCGGAAGUAG